Messenger RNA from Penicillium taxi, 3822 nucleotides. RefSeq names its product hybrid NRPS/PKS enzyme. The record is from RefSeq and is a predicted model, not a curated record. Gene Ontology annotation, molecular function: phosphopantetheine binding. NCBI's taxonomy places the organism in Eukaryota, Fungi, Ascomycota, Eurotiomycetes, Eurotiales, Aspergillaceae. The coding region runs from base 1 to 3822 and encodes 1273 amino acids. The transcript has a single exon.
AUGACAAUAAUCGAUCUUCAGAAAGAUCUCUCAGGGCUCUUCUCCCAGCAAGUGCGUGCUACUCCAGAUGCCGUCGCCUUGGAAGAUGACACAAUCACCUAUACAUAUGGCGAGUUAGACACCAAGACCAAUGCUCUUGCCCAACGUCUCUUGAGCUUCGGCGUUGAAACAGAUCGGUUGGUGGGUGUGCUUCUGCCCCGAAGCGCUAAGUACGUGAUCGCAUGCUUGGCUGCCCUUCGUGCGGGAGGUGCAUUUCUCGUACUGGAAACUGCAUAUCCGCCCGAUUUGCUGGCCGAUGUCAUUGAUGACAGCAAGCCGGCUGUUAUAAUCACUUGUAAAAGCGAAGCCGUCAAGAUCAAGGCUGAUGUUCCGCUUCUCAUCCUUGAUGAAAUAAACGAGGCUAGCGAAAUUGACGUAGACUUGCCUGUACUAGAUGAAAAUGACCUGGAAAAGCUCGCUUUUGUGUCCUACUCUUCAGGAACUACUGGCAAACCGAAAGGAAUUGCCAACCCGCACCGGGCCGCAGUCAACUCUUAUAACCUGAGAUUUGAGAUCCAGGAUGUGAAGCCAGGCGAUCGUGUGGCCUGUAAUGUCUUUUUCAUCUGGGAGAUUCUCCGCCCAUUGAUCCGCGGUGCGACUGUCGUUGCCGUGCCCGACGAUGUGAGCUAUGAUCCAGCUGCUCUUGUCGAGCUCCUUGCUGCUAAGCGUAUCACCGAGACUCUUAUGACACCGACGCUGCUGGCUACUAUCCUUUCCCGUCAUGCCCAGAUCGGCUCUCGUCUUCCGGACCUGCGAACUCUGUGGUUUAACGGCGAGGUGGUGACUACUGAUCUUGUCCGCCGGGCGAUCAAGGCCCUUCCAAAUACUCGUCUGCUCAACUGCUAUAGUACGUGUGAAGCACACGAGAUAGCGUGUGGUGACCUUCGAGACAUAUUUGACGAGAAAGCAACAUAUUCUGCGGUCGGGUUGCCUCUAUAUCCAAAGCUGACUUACAUUUUGGACGAGGAAGGUAAGGCGGUGAAAGACGGUGAGAGUGGAGAGCUGUUUGUCGGUGGGCCUCAGCUUGCUAGAGGCUACCUGAAUCUACCAGAGACAACUGCAAAAACCUUCAUUCCAGAUCCCUUUAACCCAGUAUCUGGUGCUCUUAUGAACAAAACCGGCGACCGGGCCCGUCGACUUCCGUCUGGAGUUCUAGAAAUUACGGGCCGCGUUGGCGCAAUGAUCAAACUGCGAGGAUACUCAGUCGUGCCCGCCAAGGUUGAAAACGACAUCAUCAAGCUCCUCGCUGUGAGUACUUGCGUGGUAAUUCCUCAUGGUGAAGGUUUAGAACGCCAAUUGGUUGCAUACAUUGUACGUGACAAGGAUCAUUCCCAAGAUCGUCUGGAGGUCGAGAUCAAUGAGGCUGGAAACAGUCCCGGUGCACGACGUGUACUGUCCUCGGUACUUGCCCAUUAUAUGAUUCCGGCCGUCUGGGUUGAGCUGGAUGAGCUGCCAACCAAUGAUGUAUCUGGAAAGGUUGAUCUCAAACGUCUUCCUCCGCCCCAUGCACCUAAACAGACCAAUGGAAUCGGGACCGUGCGUGAUUCCGUCUCCAUCGACGAUAUAGUCGCCCUUUGGGCGGUUGUCUUGAAGACUUCGAAAACACUCAUCACGCCAACCGACAACUUUUUUGACCUUGGAGGCCACUCGUUGUCGUUAGCGGAUCUAUCUUCGAGGCUUUCAAAGCAUUUUGGUUUCCGCGUGCCUAUCGCGCGCCUUGCGGAGGUUCCUACCUUGAAGGGGCAUCUCGAGGUAGUCCGCGACGUGCGUGACGGACACACUGCAGCCGUACAGGCAGAUCUGCCCGCUAUCCUUCGCGCAGAUUCUGCUCUUGGUGAUGACUUCCAACCCUCCAAUUUGAGGUUGUGCCCUGUCGACAAAGCCGAAAAUAUUCUCCUGACUGGUGUGACUGGCUUUUUGGGUCCCUUCUUGCUCCAUGACCUGCUUGAAAGCACUUCAGCUAAGAUCAUCUGUCUCGUGCGAUUCAACAACCCCGAUGAGGAGGAUACACCGGCAGGUGGAGCGAGAAUUCGUCGCAACCUGCUUGAAUUGGGAUUGUGGAAUGACUCCAUCAUGGAGCGAGUCGAGAUCCUCUCUGGCAAUCUGUCCAGGACUCGAUUUGGCCUUUCACCGGAAUCAUAUGAUCACCUUGCUUCACGCGUCCAGGUCAUUGUUCACGCCGCUGCGGCUGUGAAUCUUGUGUAUCCAUACGCUGCGUUGCGAAGUGCCAACGUUGGUGGAACCCGGGAAAUUCUCCGCCUUGCAUUGCACGCUGGGGCGACUGUCCAAUACGUUUCCACAAAUGGAGUUUUGCCUCCAUCUGAAGGAAAGGGCUGGGAUGAGGAUAAGUUCCUGACAAUUGACGAGGUCCCUGAGAAGCUGCUUGAUGGAUAUGGCCAAACUAAGUGGGUUGCGGAGCAACUUGUUCUCGAGGCUGGUCGUCGUGGACUUCCAGUGAAGAUUCAUCGAGCCGGUACAAUCAGUAGCCAUAGCGCAACAGGUGCUUGCAACCCUUGGGAUCUCUUAACGGCACUCAUAGUCGAGUCGAUUCAGAUCGGCUAUGCCCCUGACGUGAGUGGCUGGCGAGCAGAGAUGACCCCGGUCGACUUCACUAGCAAGGCUAUCGUUUACCUUGCCAACCGCGCCGACAUAGAUCAAACCGUCUUCCACCUCGGUGAUCCGAAUCCAGUCAAUAUCAGAUCUGUCUUUGACGAUCUUCGAGUACUUGGUUACCCCACUGAGCGGAUUAACUGGGAUGAUUGGGUUGCGCUUUGGACCGAGAAGAGAGGUUCCCUCCGAGGUGGUGAAGGAGCAUUUACAAUCGACAUUCUCCGCAGCGGAAUGCCUUCCAUUGAUUUCCUCGAGGGAAUUGUAGUGCUCGAUAAUGCGAAGACCAGGCCCUUCCGCAUCGCGGUGGAGAGACCUAAGGUUGAUAGCAUAUUGCUAGAGACUUACACUCGCCACUGGUUUGCGAGAGGAUGGCUUUCCCACCCUCCAACUCGAAACCUUGCUCUAGGCGGCUCCGCACAGCCCGCAAGAAGGGGACCACUCAGUGGAAAAGUGGCAGUAAUCACAGGCGCCUCAUCAGGUAUCGGUGCCGCCGUUGCAGUCGCACUAGCCAAAGAAGGCUGCCACGUCGCUCUCGGUGCGCGACGCGUCGAAGCGCUCGAAGCCGUAAAGCGAAAGAUGGUCGUCCGAGAAGGGAAAGUGCUAGUCAAGUCAACCGACGUGACAUCAAAAACCCAGGUCGAAGAUCUCAUCCGUGCGGCACGCGAUCGACUCGGCCCAGUCGAUAUCCUAGUCUCCUGCGCUGGCGUGAUGUACUUCACAAUGAUGGCAAACAACCACACAGAAGACUGGGAGCGAACAGUAGACGUGAACUGUAAAGGCCUCCUAAACUGUCUCUCAUCAACAGUGCCAAACAUGCUCUCCCAAGGCCGCGGCCACAUAGUCGCCAUCUCCUCGGACGCAGGCCGAAAGGUCUUCCCAGGUCUAGGUGUGUACUCGGCCAGCAAAUUCUUCGUCGAAGCAACGCUUCAAGCGCUCCGUCUCGAGACUGCUGGAACCGGGUUGCGGGUGACGAGUGUUCAGCCUGGUAACACCGCCACAGAACUCUUGGGCAUGUCUACUGAUGCUGAAGCUAUCAAGAAAUACGGCGAACCUACUGGUGCUAAGAUUCUUGAUCCGGAGGAUGUUGCUAAUUCUAUUGUUUAUGCUCUGCGUCAGCCGGAGCAUGUUUCUGUCAACGAGGUUCUUAUUGAGCCUAGAGAUGAGCCUAUCUAG